Molecule: messenger RNA, 820 nt
Organism: Humulus lupulus (European hop)
Lineage: Eukaryota; Viridiplantae; Streptophyta; Magnoliopsida; Rosales; Cannabaceae
Product: early nodulin-like protein 8
Exons: 2
Coding region: 57-656 (199 amino acids)
Cellular component (GO): plasma membrane
Molecular function (GO): electron transfer activity
Source: RefSeq, a predicted model, not a curated record
UCAAAAUUUCAUUUUGAGAGAAAAAAGAGAAAAAUUUGAGGCUGUGAGAAACAAAUAUGGCCAAUCUUAGGACUUGUACUAGUCCUAAAUUUCAGCUCUUGUUGGCUUCUCUAUUCCUCAUAUUAUUUCAAGCUAAUAAAGUCUUCUGUUCUCAGUACAAAGUUGGAGAUUUGGAUUCUUGGGGAAUACCCACUUCAGCAAAUCCACAAGUCUAUGCCAAAUGGUCCAAAUACCACUCUUUCAAGGCUGGAGAUUCUCUCUUGUUCUUGUACCCACCAAGCCAAGAUUCAGUGAUUCAAGUCAGCAAACAAUCCUACAACAGCUGCAGCCUCAAAGAUCCAAUCUUGUACAUGGAUAAUGGAAAUUCUCUGUUUAACAUCACUUCAGAAGGAGAAUAUUUCUUCACAAGUGGAAAGCCUGGCCAUUGUGAAAAGAAACAAAAGCUUUACAUUCUGGUUGGGAAUGGCACUGGCACAGCAUUCUCUCCCUCUUCUGGUCCCUCUGCAUCAGACACUGCUGCACCCUCAUAUCCCACAGUCUUUGGCACCAUCCCAGCGCCACCUUCUUCUAAUUCUUCACCGGCUUUGAGUUUUUCAGUUUUCAUGGCUGCUGGUAUUGGAUUUUUGGCAUGUGCACUACUUGGUAGAACCAUAUGAAAAGAACACUAAACACCCUUUUCUUUUUUUGUAAUUUUGGACCCCCAUUUUGAUAUUGGUUUAUAUGAAAUUAUUGGUUUUUAAAUUCUUUAUUUGAUAAAAAAAAAAGAUCUUGUAUUUUGAUGUUUGUAAGUAUUGAGAAAGAAUGAAGCUUUGAUUGAACU